Paracoccidioides brasiliensis Pb18 is the source of this 1263-nucleotide messenger RNA. Its product is annotated as mitochondrial 54S ribosomal protein YmL35. Bases 1 to 1263 code for a protein of 420 amino acids. The transcript has 2 exons. The record is from RefSeq and is a predicted model, not a curated record.
AUGACCCAUUGCGAACUGACCUCGAGGCUACUGUUCCAAUGUCUACGACACACAUACAAAAACACCUUUCCCGCAGGGCAGCUCCCGUUUAGCCGCUCCUUCUCCUGUACCCCAGCGGGCAACGAAGAGGCUCAAACGGAAACCCGUCCGAGCCAGCCUUUCUACAUAGCUCCUGAUCCAGCACUGGUAACUAGUCCUCGACUGGAGCGAAGACUUCUACGGGCAGGUAAUCCUCCAAUUGGGUCUCGUCGACGUCGCGCAGCGCUCCAGGACUCGCCCAAUAUCCCAUUUGAACUUCUGCCGUACCAAUGCUUCCAGGAGGCUCGCAAAGUCUUGUUAGAGGAUAGAGAGGAGAAAAUCAAACAAAUCGAGACAGAACGUGGUAGAAUAGCGAGAUUACGUGCGGCUAACCCUGCAACAGUUGGAAGAGAACUUCAAAAGAAUACCCGGCUCAGAAGCAUGGAGAAGCACUUGGAGUAUCUGAAAAUUCAGGCAGAUAUCAACGAUCCUGUGAUUAAGAAGCGAUUUGAGGACGGCCUUGGUGAUAUGAAUCGGCCAAUAUAUCGCUUCCUCGCUGAUAAAAAAUGGAGAGAAUAUAGACGCAAGAUCAUCGUCCAGCGUAUAACUCAAAUGAAAGUGGUUCCCGAUGUGCUUCCACAUCUAGACCCUAUAGUCGAUGUGAAAUUAGCAUUUGGGAGGCGAGUAAUACCUCCUGGAGAAUUCGUCGAUUCUCGAGUCAGCUCGAUCCCAGCCAAGCUGAACGUCCAAAGCUUUGAGCGAGGCGAGAAACUGUUGACAAUUGCUGUUGUGGAUUCGGAUGUCCCCGAUCUCGAACACGACACAUUCGGGUUCCGAUGUCACUUCCUUGCCAUUAAUGUGCCGAUCUCGCCUAACGAGCCCCGGAUAUCCUUGGACAAGCUCUCAACAGACAAUCAGGUCAUUUUUACGUGGUUUCCUCCUUACGCCCAAAAAGGAAGUCCGUAUCACCGUCUCUCUGUCGUUGUGUUGGAGCAAAAGGAUCAGGCAGCUUUGGAUUUGAAGAAGGUGGCAGAGAAGGUGCAGCGUGAAGACUUCAGCCUUCGAAGCAUACUGACGCGACACCAGCUAAAACCCAUUGGAGCACAUCUAUUUAGAUGCAAAUGGGACGAGAACACCGAAUCUGUGAUGAACGAGUUUGGUAUUCCAGGCGCAGAUAUCGAGUUCCUGAGAAAGAGGAUUGAACCUCUGCCAUACAAGAGAAGGAACCCAUCCUCAUUUAGAUAG